Messenger RNA from Varroa destructor (honeybee mite), 3042 nucleotides. RefSeq names its product prostaglandin E synthase Su(P) (gene Su(P)). The record is from RefSeq and is a predicted model, not a curated record. Gene Ontology annotation, cellular component: mitochondrion. NCBI's taxonomy places the organism in Eukaryota, Metazoa, Arthropoda, Arachnida, Mesostigmata, Varroidae. Gene Ontology annotation, molecular function: prostaglandin-E synthase activity.
AAGCAGACGACUCCUGCGCGUUUUAGCACACGCGCAAUCUUUGCACGUUUUUGCUGGUCGGCCUCCCCUUUAACUCCCCUUUUUGCUAUGAGUUUUUUUGCACUAUUAGACACUACCGGCAUAUACAUUCGGUGCUUGCGGUCACACGGAAUAACGAGUAAACGAAAUUAUUUUUGUAUUUGUGCAGAAGGAACGCGUCAUACUGCUGGGCAGUUUACGACGAGAGGGGGCAUACUGGGUACGCCGUCAUUCGGCGGUUGCGUCAGUACCCCGUCAACGGCGUCGAUCCCUCUGUUGCGACGUCGCUUAUCAGUCAAGAUGGCGGAAGUGUGAUGACCUUGUUGGCCGCCGCGUUAUGCGUUUUAACAUUGCUGCCUGUGUAUAGCAGCAAGUCCAUCUGGCCAUCUGUUUGUGUCUUUACGCUCAUGCCAGUCGAUCAGCGAGCGUGAGAGGUUUGUUGCAUCAUCGUCAAAUUGGGUGCGCCUUUUUUCUGCAAAUACUGCUCAUGCAGAUGCCAGUGAAAGAACAAUGUGGCUCAGUGGACCGUCUUGGUGAAUAGUGUGUGUGUCCGGUAAACGAUGCAACUAAGCUAUCGUUUAAACGAUGUUUUAUAAGUAGAGGAAAUCUGCACGGUAUUCACUCGGCUCUCGGUCAGCUGUCGUUGGAACAACUAAGGUGAACCUUCUCUCGAAGUCUCCAUGUUCUCUCAGAUGCAAGAUGGCCACUCGCAUGAUGCCGCUUUGUUCUCGCGCGGUUCUUCGAGGCUUGGGGCCCAAUGCAUUUGCUUUGGGGGCUCGCUGUUCCUCAACUUCUGCCCAUGGCACGGCCUGGAAGUGGUGGAAGAAACCUGCAGCUGUUGCAGCAGGAGCUGCUGUCUUUGGUGCCCUAUCCGGUACCCUGCAUUGGAAAUUGUCAGCAGCUUCACCAGCAGUGGAGGAUUCACCGCAGAAAUCCACAGGCAAUGCGAAUACACCUCUCAUAGUUCAAGCUCAGGAGGUCGAACCUGCAAGCUGGAAAAAUAUUAAGGAACCUCCAAAUGUGCCUAUCGCAAGGAAGGUAUCGGGAGCUCAACCUCUUCCUGGAAUCAGGCUUACCUUAUUUCAGUACCAAACAUGCCCAUUCUGCUGCAAGGUGCGAGCUUUUCUGGAUUAUCAUGGAAUUCCGUAUGACAUCGUUGAGGUAGAACCUGUUCUUCGGCAGCAAAUAAAAUUCUCCACCUAUAAAAAGGUGCCCAUCGUGCUUUUGAGAGAAGGGAACAAUUGUUGGCAACUCAACGAAUCGUCGGCGAUCAUAAGCAUACUGCAAAGUUAUCGUCUAAAUAGCGAGCCAGGAAUACAGGCUUACCUCAAUCUCUACCAACCAAUGAAAACCAAAGAUCCCAAAGGGAAGGAGGUAUUGGAAGUGUUCAACAAGUAUAAUCUAAUAUAUGAUCCCCGAGAAGAGACGCUUAAUGAAGAUGCCGUUAGCAGUGAAAUCAAAUGGCGUCGCUGGGCAGACGAUCAUCUUGUUCAUGUUCUCUCGCCUAACGUCUAUCGCUCGCCAACGGAAGCGUUACAGGCAUUCAACUAUUUUAGCGAUGUCGGCGACUGGAAAAAGCUAUUUCCAGCGUGGGAGCGUUACCUUGUUAUUUAUGUAGGUGCCGCUGCGAUGUACUUGGUCGGAAAACGCUUACAGAAAAAAUAUAAUCUCAAGGAGGAUGUGCGGUUGAGUUUCUACGAAGCGUGCGAUACGUGGACCGAUUAUUUGGGAAAUGGCAAAUUUGCUGGCGGCAAAAGGCCUAAUCUCGCCGACUUGGCCGUAUUUGGUGUUUUGAGCUCUGUCGAAGGAUGUGCGGCAUUCGACGACGUGUUGAAACAUACUAAAAUUCAACGAUGGUUUAACGAUAUGAAAACCGCUACGCAGAGAACUGAUCCAACUUAUUAAACAUAUGUUGGACCUAUGUAUGUCUUUGGUCUUUCAACACUGUUUAUAAGCUAUCGCGAAAGGCCGCUAGAACGUAAUUAGAGUUGUCAAGGGGCAUCGAUAGUGUAUUAUUAUUAAGCAUCUAUACUGUGAGCGUAAGCAUAUUGCGUCUUCAAUUCCUUCCAUUCGAUGAAAUCGAGACAUGACGUCGUUUAUCGGCUGAUGGUCCACUGUCUGCUCACAGUUAAUAACUUGCCUAGCUGAUUCGGGCUACAAUAACAAAUGAAAUAUCAAGAACGAACACAAGGCCAAAGAAAAUCACCGAAUGACAAUUCAAGUUUUUUAUGACAAUAGUUUUUUGAGCUUUUUUCUACUUAUACAGUUGCAGAUGGAGCUACCGUAUGCAACUGAAUUUAAUUAUGAUUGAGAUCAUUAACCUCUCUUACGAAGUUUCUGCAGUGAAAAGCUAUACUUAAAAAAUAGAAAUAUGAGGCAAAACCCUCCAAAUAUAUACAGUUGAUGGCCAUAUGCUAGAAUUGCCUUUAUUACUUACCGAUCGACUAAUGCGAUCCUGCAUUAUUGAGAUUUAGAGCGUACCAUAUAUAUAGGUCACGGUAAAAUAGAAACGGAGAAUAAACUGUGUUUUAGCUUUGCGAGAAAAAAACCUUUUCUUUUUGUAUCCAGCUUAGUUUAUAUCGCAAAAUGAAAAUAUCUAUUAGCAUUAGUUGAGCUGGCUACCAACAAUUUUUCACGUAGAUGUUAGAAAUUUACUUUUGGAGAUUUCUAGACUUUAGUAAUAAAUAAAGUAGUCAUCAUAUAGAUAUUCAAAUUAAUGUCAAACCUUUCAAUCAGCCGUCUACUCUACGGUUAUGUGUAGGCACAACGGUUAUAUUCUUUGAUAUCAUUUGAUCAUACAGUUUCAAAUUGUCAGGAAGUACGGUACAACAUUUCCCGUGUAGGAUUAUAAUUGUUCAUUUAAUUGACUUGUUUUAAAAUGUACAUAAUGGGUUAGAUUCCUGGCAUCUAUCUAAAACAAUACUGUAUAGACCGAGCGGUCAGUGUAUUCCAAAGGGGUGAUGUGGUACUGAGUAACUGAAUAUGUUAAAAUAAAUAUUGGAGGAUUUGAUUUGAUUCGAAGUC